UAAUAAUAAUAAUAAUAAUAAACAAAAAAAAAAAGGAAAAUGUCGAGUAUGAUCAAGAUAAUGAUGAUGAUGGCCUUGGUAAUAAUGGGCGUGAGAGCAAAAACUCUGACUGAGUGUCGUGAAACAGACUGCAUGUAUCUUUGUGCGAACAAAGGGAUGAGCACAAAGGCUUGUUCUAAAUGUGUCCUUCGAUGCAGUACUGCUUCUGACAAAAGUACCAAUGAUGUAGACCAACGUGUCAUAUGUUACCGGAACUGCGAUGUUGGUUGUGGCACUGACAAUGCGUGCCAUGAACGUUGUAAGAAGAGUUGCGGUUACCCACCCUUUACAUGGGUCAACGAUGUAGACCAACGUGUCAUAUGUUACCGAAACUGCGAUGUUGGUUGUGGCACAGACAAUGCGUGCCAUGAACGUUGUAAGAAGAGUUGCGGUUACCCACCCUUGAUGAAUCUUCAUCUAUGAUUUUGUUGAGGACUUGUUGAAUUUUUACAUGUUGGGGUUGUAAUUGCCAUGGAAAGAUUCUUU
Messenger RNA from Camelina sativa (false flax), 525 nucleotides. RefSeq lists its product as uncharacterized. NCBI's taxonomy places the organism in Eukaryota, Viridiplantae, Streptophyta, Magnoliopsida, Brassicales, Brassicaceae. The record is from RefSeq and is a predicted model, not a curated record.